Messenger RNA from Thalassophryne amazonica, 848 nucleotides. It is a transcript of the gene mrpl14, whose product is annotated as mitochondrial ribosomal protein L14. The record is from RefSeq and is a predicted model, not a curated record. The transcript is spliced from 4 exons. Gene Ontology annotation, cellular component: mitochondrion; ribosome. Lineage: Eukaryota; Metazoa; Chordata; Actinopteri; Batrachoidiformes; Batrachoididae. Gene Ontology annotation, molecular function: structural constituent of ribosome. Bases 102 to 548 code for a protein of 148 amino acids. Gene Ontology annotation, biological process: translation.
UAAAAUAUUUUUAUAGAUCUCUAGUUAACGCUUGGUUUAAUGACUGUCGAGACUGUCUAGCGUGAGGCUAGCUGCUAACUGUGGUGGUCUUUGUUGUAGUUAUGGCUCUUCCUCAGCUUUCAACCAGACUUUCUGGGCUCCUGGUUUGUGCUUCGUCUGUAGCCCAUCAGAGGACCUUUAGUGUGUCAGCUGUUGCAGCAGCCAUUCAGAAAAUGACAAGAGUUCGUGUUGUGGAUAACAGCUCUCUUGGAAACACACUGUAUCACCGCCCACCAAGAGUAAUCCACGUCUACACCAAGAAUGGUGUGGGAAAAGUCGGUGAUAGAGUGUUGCUUGCCAUCAAAGGACAGAAGAAGAAGGCCAUUAUUGUUGGACACAAAAUGCCUGGGGCAGUCAUGACGCCGCGUUUUGAUUCGAACAAUGUUGUUUUGAUUGAGGACAACGGGAACCCUACAGGAACAAGAAUCAAGGUCCCCAUACCCACACAUCUCCGCAAGAUAGAGGGGGACAACUCAAAACUGUUAGCAAUUGCUAGUUCAUUUGUAUAAGUUGUCAUUUAUCACUGUAGUUGUUUUUCCACACAACCAGAGCUUGUUUCACAUUUUGGCUCCAGAGCUUAAAAUGCUGACAGUAAAUUUCAACUAUUAAUUCAUUCAAGAGGUUUGUGUUAUGUUGACCUGAACACAUGAUAACACUACAUAUGCACAAGUUCUAGAGGGUAAAUAUUUAUUGAAGGCACAGCUUAUAAUUACAACACAAUUUAUUUUAACUUGCAGCAUUAACAGCACUGGUAUAACUUUAUGUCUAAGGCAUUCAGUAUUGUGAUCCCUGUAAAUGUCUUUACAGUG